AUGUCCCUCUUCGGUUCUUCACCACCAGGCGAAUCGCCUUCGAAUACCUCCGCCGCUCCUUCGCGAUCUCUCUUUGACGAAGAGCCCAUGUCCAAGUCAGGCUCCAAUUCCCUCUUUACCGACGACGAUUUCGCCGGCGCCGAAGGCUCGCCCUGGGACAUGCCCACUCCGAGGAAGCAACAAUCCCGCGCCGACGUCGUCCGCAACCUGCUGCCCCCCUCCGAUGUGCCCGACGCCUACAUCGAGACCUUCGACACCGUCGUGCGCGAGGAUGGCAACGCGGGGCGCGUCAAUGCAGGCGGCAUAGCCAAGCUCUUUGCCGCUGCGCGCCUCGGAGCUGACCAGCAGGCGCAGAUCAUGUCCAUGGUUGUCCCAGCUGCAGGUGGCGACAUAGCUGUCGGACGCGGCGAGUUCAACGUCCUGCUAGCUCUCAUUGCCUUGGCCCAGGAAAAAGAAACAACCAGCCUCGACGCCGUCGAUGAGCGACGAAGAAGCCUGACUGCUGCUCCGGUGAUGCCUCCCGUCUCCGAGCUUCCUGCCGCCAAACCUCCCACAGCUCCUCAUACGCCGACCCCCGAACCUCCUCCAUCGCCGCCCAAGCCUGCCAGCCUGCCCCAACCCCCGAUGGACUUCCCCGAAUCCGACGAUCCAUGGAACUCUCCCGAUGUACACAAGGGUCACGCCCACGCCGCCGCUGAAUCCCCCAGCAGGGCCAACGGUGCCAGCCCGCAGCGCCCGGCCGCCAACGGCAAUGGCCACACCAAUGGCAGCUUCGGCGCGUCGCCGAGCACCGCUAUCGCAGGUCGCACCAUGUCUUCUUACACGACAGCGACCGUUACCUCUGAGACAGCUUCCGCCCGCCAGAAUGUAGUUCCCAGCACAUCACCAGGUGGCUGGGGCGGCGGUUACUUUGAUGGCAACAAUACUGGAGGCGGCUUUAACGAACCCCCUCAGCCUCAGGUGACGAGUCCAUUUGGCAGCGCCAGCCGUGGUGGACGCGAGCCGACCGGAAACGCUCCAAGCGCCCCUGCGUUGAGAACUUCCACGAGUGGGCGAACGGGAAGCAGCGUCGAGGAGAGUAUCAUUGUGACCCUGAUGCCAGAGAAGGAAGGUCUGUUUAUGUUCCAGCACCACAACUACGAGGUGUCGAGUAUACGUCGGGGUAGCAAGGUCAUCCGCCGCUACAGCGACUUCGUCUGGCUUCUCGACUGCCUGCACAAGCGCUAUCCUUUCAGGGUGCUGCCUCUGUUGCCGCCCAAGCGUGUCGCUGUCAACGGCAACCACUUGUCCAAUGAUGGAGCCUUCAUCGAGAAGCGUCGUCGGGGUCUGGCAAGGUUCUUGAACGCUCUCGUGCGCCACCCCGUUCUUAGCCAAGAGCAGCUCAUCAUCAUGUUCCUCACUGUGCCAACUGAACUUUCCGUGUGGCGCAAGCAGGCCACCAUUUCAGUUCAGGAUGAGUUCCAAGGCCGUGUCCUUCCUCCCGGCCUUGAGGACUCCCUUCCUCCCACUCUCGAGGCUCUGUUCGACAAGACUCGCUCGGGCAUCCGCCGUUCGGCUGAGUUGUACAUUAACGUUUGCAACAUCAUGGAUCGUUUGGUGAAGCGCACCGAGGGAGUUGCGGCUGACCAUGCGCGCAUCGCCCUGUCCCUCGCAUCCUUGACCGAGACGAGCGCCGAUACCUACGCAACUGACACCAACGAGGUGCCGCUGCUCAACGAUGGCCUCAACUCCAUGAGCCGGCAUCUGAGGACUUGCCAGACCCUCAUGGAGGACGAGAGUAAGGCUUGGGAUGAGGGUGUCCUGGAGGACCUCAAGCGCCAGCGCGACGCACUUGUGAGCGUUCGCGAGCUCUUUGACCGCAGAGAGCGCCUGGACAAGGACAACAUCCCCUAUCUCGAGAGGCGCAUCCAGACCAACGAAACGAAGUUGGCGAACCUCCGCAGCAAGCCUGAGGGCAUGGUUAAGCCUGGCGAGAUUGAGAGGGUAGUGGAGGCCAUUAUCAAGGACAAGGAAUCCAUCGUCAGCCAACACAACCGCUCCAUCUUCGUCAAGGAGUGCAUCCGCGACGAGCUCAUGUACUUCCAGAACACACAGUUUCACGUCUCUCGCUGGAACCAGGACUGGGCCCAGGAGCGCGUUAAGUACUCCGAGAUGCUGGCCGACAACUGGCGUCGCCUGCUCGACGAACUCGAGGGCAUGCCGCUCGGCGACUAG
Molecule: messenger RNA, 2214 nt
Organism: Colletotrichum chrysophilum
Lineage: Eukaryota; Fungi; Ascomycota; Sordariomycetes; Glomerellales; Glomerellaceae
Gene: VSP1
Product: Sorting nexin mvp1
Exons: 5
Coding region: 1-2214 (737 amino acids)
Biological process (GO): protein targeting to vacuole; retrograde transport, endosome to Golgi
Cellular component (GO): endosome
Molecular function (GO): phosphatidylinositol-3-phosphate binding
Source: RefSeq, a predicted model, not a curated record